This is a messenger RNA of Euleptes europaea (tarantolino), 375 nucleotides long. RefSeq names its product prostate stem cell antigen (gene PSCA). The coding region runs from base 1 to 375 and encodes 124 amino acids. NCBI's taxonomy places the organism in Eukaryota, Metazoa, Chordata, Lepidosauria, Squamata, Sphaerodactylidae. The transcript has 3 exons. The record is from RefSeq and is a predicted model, not a curated record.
AUGAAGCUGCUGAUGAUCUUCGUGUUGGCUGGAAGCCUGUUUGUACAGCCAGCUGGUUCACUGAAGUGCUACACAUGUACGAUGCAAGUCAGCAACUCUAUGUGCCAAGGGGUGACGGACUGUGAUGGAAAUACCACCGCGUGCAGAACUGAUAAGCUGAGUGCUGCUGGCUUUCUCACCUUGGUCACCAAAGAGUGCUCAUCGUCUUGCAAGGUGGCCUACAAGGACUACUUCAUGGCCAAAAGGAAUAUCUCUUGCUGCAACGCUGACCUUUGCAACCUCAAUGGGGCUGAGGGCUUUGGGACGAGCUACACCAAGGCGGGCUGGUCUGUUUGCAUCAGCUUCUCCUUAACUUUUUUCAGGAGUGGACUGUGA